AUGGGUGGCAAGGCCGCUCUGCUGCUGGCCCUGGUGGCCGUGAGCCUGGCCGUGGAGAUCCAGGCCGACGCCGGCUACGGCUACGGCGGCGGCUACCCGACGCCGACGCCGCCGGCCACCCCCACCCCGAAGCCGGAGAAGCCGCCCAAGGAGCACAAGCCGACUCCGCCCACCUACACCCCGAGCCCCAAGCCCACGCCGCCGGCAACCCCCAAGCCGACGCCACCGACGUACACUCCCACUCCGACGCCCCCCAAGCCGUCUCCGCCCAAGCGCACGCCGCCGACCUACACCCCGACCCCGACGAAGCCCACACCAAAGCCCACUCCUCCGACGUACACCCCCAGCCCCAAGCCACCAACCUACCCGACACCGAAGCCAACUCCACCGACGUACACCCCUACCCCCAAGCCACCGGCUACCAAGCCUCCGACACCCAAGCCGACACCGCCGACGUACACCCCGACGCCGAAGCCACCGGCUACCAAGCCGCCAACCCACCCGACACCCAAGCCUACCCCACCGACUUACACACCGAGCCCCAAGCCACCGGCUACCAAGCCUCCGACGCCCAAGCCGACCCCGCCGGUGUACACUCCGAGCCCCAAGCCACCGGUCACCAAGCCGCCAACGUACCCGACGCCCAAGCCGGCCCCGCCGACGUACACUCCCACACCCAAGCCACCGGCUACCAAGCCGCCCACAUACACUCCCACGCCGCCGGCGUACAAGCCCCCGACCACCACUCCACCGGCUACCAAGCCGCCGACCUACACGCCGAUCCCCAAGCCGACGCCGCCAACCUACAAGCCGGCGCCGCCAGCGUACAAGCCCCCGACCCCUACUCCACCGGGGUACAAGCCGCCGACCCCUACCCCGCCGGCGUACAAGCAGCCGCCGGGGUCUCACACCCCCAGCCCGCCGCCGCCUUACUACUAG
Messenger RNA from Miscanthus lutarioriparius, 939 nucleotides. The record is from the annotation of a GenBank genome assembly. NCBI's taxonomy places the organism in Eukaryota, Viridiplantae, Streptophyta, Magnoliopsida, Poales, Poaceae.